AUGCCUAAACGGAUUAAUGGUGUACAAUAACAAAUGAACAAUUUUUCGUUUAGGUCCAGAAGCUGUUAUUAUAGCCCUAGAUGUUGACCAAAUCGACGAAGCUAAACAAAGAGGUUUCUUGGCUAGUUGGAAAAAAAAUAAUGGCAAUAAUAGCAAUCAUGGCUAUUGCAAUUGGAAUCUUUAUUGCCGUAGGUCUUAAAAUUUUCUCUACGUCUCAGCCACUGCAUCACCCAACGAUCAUUCCAGAUGAUUUACAAAAUAUAUUAAAUAUUGUUGAAAAUGAAAUGCGAUUGAAUGGGACAACGAUGGAUUUAAGUCUGAUUGAUCUAUCCAACGUCAAAGGAUCCACAUUAGCUGAAUUGAUAAACAUGUUUCCAAAAGUUACGUUUUUCAAUAUGUACAGUUGUAAAUUAACAGGUAAAAUAAUUAGUGAUAUGCUAAAUGAAAUUAAUAAGCAAGGUAUAAUAUUGAAAGAAAAUUUGUUAGGUCUUUGGAGCAAUAAUCUUUCCGAUAUUGAUGGCAAAUCAUUAACUAAGUUAAUUAAUGUACUUAAACAAUUUAGUGACGAUACAUUUUUAAAAUGGAGUGAUUAUAAUCUAGCAUUUGGUAACUUACAAGAUCUUGUAUAUUCAUCCGGUGAUAUAAAGUUUAAAUGGAGUACUGUUGAUUUAAGUGAGACUAACCUUGCCUCAAUCAGUGGAACCACUCUAGCUAAACUGUUUCAAUUAUUUCCAAACUUACAAUUUCUUAAUUUGUAUAGUUGUAAUCUAUCAGGUACUAUUAUUAGUGAUAUGUUAAAUGAAUGUAAUAGGUUGGGUAUAACACUGAAAGAAGAUGUGCUCGGUCUUUGGAAAAAUAACCUCUCCGUCAUCGACGGUGAAACACUUUUUAAUCUAAUUAGUGUACUUAAAAGAUUUGAUAACGAUACCGCUUUGAAAUGGAGUGAUUAUGAUCUAUCAGUUGACAAUCUAAAAGAUCUCCUAUACUCAUCGACUGAAAAUGCAAAUUUCAAAUGGAAUAACGUAGAUUUAAGCCUUGUUAAUCUUGCCUCUAUUAGUGGAAUCACACUAGCUAAGAUAUUUCAACUAUUUCCACACUUGGAAUUUCUGAAUAUGCAUAGUUGUAAUCUAUCAGGUAUUAUUAUUAGUGAUAUGUUAAAUGAAUGUAAUAAGUUGAGUAUAACACUAAAAGAAGAUGCGCUCGGUCUUUGGAGCAAUAAUCUUUCCGAUAUUGAUGGCGAGUCACUUGCUGAAUUACUUAAUGUACUUAAACGAUUUGAUAAAGACACCGCUUUAAAAUGGAGUGAUUAUAAUUUAUCGCUUGGUAACCUACAAGAUCUUUUGAAUUCAUCUAGUAAAACUUACAAAUUUAAAUGGAAAAAUUUUGAUUUAAGUGAGAUAAAUCUUUUUUCAAUCAGUGGAGCUACACUAGCUAAGAUAUUUCAACUAUUUCCAAAAUUGGAAUUUCUUAACAUGUAUAACUGUAGACUAUCAGGAACUGUCAUUAGUGAUAUGAUAAAUGAAUGUUAUAAGUUGGAUAUAGUAUUGAAACAAGAUUUAAUCGGUCUUUGGAGUAAUAAUCUUUCUGAUAUUAGUGGUGAAUCAUUAACUAUGUUACUUAAUGUACUCAAACGAUUUGAUAAUGACACUGCUUUAAAAUGGAGUGAUUAUAAUCUAACAGUAUCUAACCUACGGGAUCUUUUGAAUUCAUCAGGUGAAAAUGGUAGUAGAUUUAACUGGAGAAGGAUUGAUUUAAGUAAUAUUAACCUGUCUUCUAUUAAUGGAACUACACUGGGUAUUCUGUUUAAAAUCUUUCCAGACAUGUACUAUCUUGACAUGAGAAAUUGCAAUCUAACAGACAUGAUUAUCGAUGAUAUGCUGAAAGAAUGUGACAGGCAGGGUAUAGUACUAAAAGGAAAAACAAUAAAUAUUAUACACAAUUGCUUGCCUAAUCAUUAUCAGGAAUCACUUGCUACUAUUAUAACCUAGGUUGAGAAGUUAAAAACAAAGACCCGAAAUUCACAAAAUUGAUUGGACUGUUUUUAACAUAAGACCUCAUAAUUUGAAUAGCUUUGACACAGAACCAGCCACAGCAUCACUUGCGCUGUUUGUUUUGGCAGUGUCAAGUAAGAGUUAUCCAGUAUCUAUGUGCUCUCUGUUGACGAUGGUCCUAAAAUUAAGCCUAGGUAAGAAACCAUGCCAAGCAAUUGGUGAUCAAGUGAUCUCUUCAAACUCAACAUUAAAUAUUAAAUUUCCAUGCUUAAAUUAAAGAUAGUCUGUACAGCGGCAAAAAUGUAGAAAAUCCAAAACAAAAAUCAAUUGCUUAAUAUUUGAAGAAAUAAAAAUAAAAAUCUAGUCGUUAACUUACAAGCAAAAAAAAAAAAAAAAAAAAAAAAAAAAAAAAAAAAAAA
Molecule: messenger RNA, 2410 nt
Organism: Anneissia japonica
Lineage: Eukaryota; Metazoa; Echinodermata; Crinoidea; Comatulida; Comatulidae
Exons: 2
Coding region: 81-1988 (635 amino acids)
Biological process (GO): regulation of apoptotic process
Molecular function (GO): protein binding
Source: RefSeq, a predicted model, not a curated record